AUGAAGUCAUUGUUUUUAUUUAUUCUUACAAUAUCAAAAUGCCACAUGAUGAAACAGAUGAGAGACGAAACAUCAACGAAAUUAUCAACUCUAAUAAAAGAUGUCCCAUCCAAGAAUGAGGGAAUACAGAGAAAUAAUUUGCGAAUGCCACCGAAAAUACCAUCACAGGAAAAUAGUCGAAUCUAUUUAGAGGAUGUUUUGUUUGCUUUGAAAAAUCAGAAUUGGACAACUGACGAAGAGCCAUGUUUAAAUCAAACCCUAGUUUUAAUUAAAAGUUUACAAAAUUUUACUAUGUGGGCAGUGUUUAAUUGGGAUUCUAUAUCGUCCCAGCCUCUUGGACUUUUGUAUGGAAAUCGGUAUCAACUUGGCAAUUUCGAUGAGUGUAUUAACACGCCUUGGUCUAACCUUCACCCUGAACUGAAAACACAAUACUGUUUGUCAGAAAUAGUCUUAGAGAGGACGGAUCAUUUUGUAAAGAAGAGAAAUAAAAGUCACGAAUGGAAGUAUCCUUAUGGAUCUGUACUGGAUUAUUUGCAGCACCGGCCAGCAAACACACGUGCUCUCAAUGAAAUAACAUGGGGUGUGUGCGUUCCUGCAAAUUGUGGAUCGCAGUCUGUUGAACGUCUACUAUCGACGAUGCUCGCUCACAGCCACCUCGGAGUUGCUGGCAUUCGACCAAGAAUUGCAGUAGACACGCCAUGCCAAAAGAUAAACGACUCCAGGGAGUAUGACGUACUAUUCUUUUCGUUCAUGAUUAUCCUGACGCUUUUAGUAACAGUAUGCUGCAUUUGUACAAUUCUAAAUAACGGAAAGAAAGAUAAUUCUACUAUGAACAAUAUCAUAAAGGUAUUUUGUUUAAGAAAAAAUGCAAAGGAUUUAUUGAAGGUUAAUAAGGAAGGCACCGAAGUUCUAUAUGGCAUUCGUUUCUUGACUAUUUGCUUCAUAGUGAUGGACCAUCAGAUAGGCAUCCAGAAUGCAGGACCAAUUAGUAAUGGGUUGGAAGUUGAUCGUGAUGCUCUAUCAACCACGGGGAUGUUCGUGGUGCACGAUGAUCUGUUUGUAGACACUUACUUCUUCCUCUCAGGGUUUCUCUUAGCAACUGCUAUUACAAAAUUAAAGAGAAUGCCAAAUGUUUUUAUGCUUCUACUCAAGAGAUAUAUCAGGUUGACGGUUGCGUUUGCUGUGGUUAUAUUUUAUUUAUGCGCUGUAUAUCCGUACACGGGGUCGGGCCCUUUGUGGAACCGAGUUAUAGCUGGCGAGACAGAGAAUUGCCGCCAAAACUGGUGGCUUAAUCUCCUAAUGGUCAACAAUUACAUCGAUAGUGAACAUAUUUGUCUAGUCAUAUCUUGGUACAUUCCUUGCGACUUCCACUUCUUCUUGGUGACUGUGUUGGCCUACUGGGUAUACAAGAGUUCCCCCCGACUUGGUCUCGUUUGUGCGGGUGCAUUAGCCGUGGCCUCUAUAGUUGCCCCCGCAAUACUAAACUACCUCAACAAGCUGCCCCCCGUUCAGCUUUUCAAUUAUGAGUUUGUGUCAGAUCCUCGAGCCAGUGAGCAGUUCCAUGUCACGUAUAUCAAAAGCCACGCGAGGUAUGCAGCAUACAUGGUUGGUUUUGUUAGUGGCUUUUUGUUUGUGCGAUAUGGAUCUUCUGGAAACGAUAACAAGAUAACUAAGAAAUGGUCGGUGUUUGGUGCUUUCCUGGCUAUGUUAGUAAUGUUGCUAGUGAUGAUCAACGGAGCUACAUUCCUCUGGCGUGAAUACAACCCCAUAGAAGGCAUAUUGUAUGCUGCUUUCAACAGGCCAAUAUGGGCGUGCGGUGUCUCCUUACUUGUCUUCUGUUGUAGCUGGGGUAAUGUCCCGGUGGUGAAACAAUUUCUGUCGUGGUCCCCAUGGGUGCCGCUCAGCCGACUUACUUACGGCAUAUACUUAACUCAUACGUUAUUUAUUACACGUAACGUGUUCAUAGCCAGGAAUCCUCGUAAUUUCGAUGCAUUGGACACGCUGAAUGCUGCAGCGGGAACUAUAUUUUGGAGUGGCGUGAGUUCACUUCUAAUUUGGUUAUUGGCAGAAGCGCCAGUGAACAAUUUGCUUCAGCUAUGGAUUAAGUCCAUGACAAAGAACGAAAAAAAGACGAUGAAAGAAGAAUCUCCUGAGAGUCCAAACACAAUAACAACAAUUUCGACUAGCGGCUUUGAUAAUUUUACGCCAACUAACAAAUAUUUAUCGAAAAUUUAA
Molecule: messenger RNA, 2235 nt
Organism: Achroia grisella
Lineage: Eukaryota; Metazoa; Arthropoda; Insecta; Lepidoptera; Pyralidae
Product: nose resistant to fluoxetine protein 6-like
Exons: 13
Coding region: 1-2235 (744 amino acids)
Molecular function (GO): acyltransferase activity, transferring groups other than amino-acyl groups
Source: RefSeq, a predicted model, not a curated record